UUCCCAGAUGUUCUCUUUUGUACAACAUACCAAAUUUCGAUUUCUCUCUUUCGGAAUGAUAUUAGAAAUUGUGAGAUUAAGUUGGCAAGAAAUCGAGCUGCAGUUUAGAGAACUCUUAGAGAGGAUUGCAAUCUACCGUCCAGCGGAAUUUCGAAAUUAGCACGCAGUCAAUUAUGGAAAAGCCCAUCGUUCGCGCGAGGGUAGUGAAAGUCCUAGGGAGAACUGGUUCCCAAGGGCAGUGCACGCAGGUCAAAGUGGAAUUUUUGAACGAGCAGAACAGGCAGUUGAUUCGAAACGUGAAGGGUCCGGUACGAGAAGGGGACAUUCUCACUCUCUUAGAAUCAGAAAGAGAGGCCAGACGUCUUCGUUAAACUACCCUAUCAUCCCCUUUCGAAGUUCCACGGAGAUAUUCAACUCAAUCUGGCAGCUGCAAGAAGAUGCUUCGAGCAGAACAAACCGCAUUUAAAAUUGACGAUUCGAUGCUCCUUUUUAAUGUAAAUACUCUACUUCGAUCGACUAAAGAUUUGCCGGUUAUUUUUUACCAAAGAAUAUAUGCGAACGAUGUAGCUGUUGUUACGGAAUGACAGUAUUGCUGUUAAAUUAAAAGUAGUAAACGAAAACUC
Ceratina calcarata is the source of this 623-nucleotide messenger RNA. RefSeq names its product 40S ribosomal protein S28. Gene Ontology annotation, biological process: translation; maturation of SSU-rRNA; ribosomal small subunit assembly. The record is from RefSeq and is a predicted model, not a curated record. The transcript has 2 exons. Gene Ontology annotation, molecular function: structural constituent of ribosome. Gene Ontology annotation, cellular component: cytosolic small ribosomal subunit; ribosome. NCBI's taxonomy places the organism in Eukaryota, Metazoa, Arthropoda, Insecta, Hymenoptera, Apidae. Bases 174 to 371 code for a protein of 65 amino acids.